Brassica napus (rape) is the source of this 1657-nucleotide messenger RNA. Its product is annotated as protein DELAY OF GERMINATION 1. The transcript is spliced from 3 exons. Bases 65 to 907 code for a protein of 280 amino acids. The record is from RefSeq and is a predicted model, not a curated record. Gene Ontology annotation, biological process: DNA-templated transcription. Gene Ontology annotation, molecular function: sequence-specific DNA binding. Lineage: Eukaryota; Viridiplantae; Streptophyta; Magnoliopsida; Brassicales; Brassicaceae.
AUGGAAUCAGAAAUACAAACACACCCAAAAAAAGUAACCAAUAAUAUUAUUACUUAUAUUAAAAAUGGAGAACAAAGGGAAGAACAUCGAACAAGCUCAAGAAAGUUGUUAUCAACAGUGGAUGAGUUUACAAUCCCAACGCGUCCCUGAGCUUAAACAAGCCUUAGCUCAACGGCGCACUCACGAAGGCACCGCCGACGCUGCCGCCGAUGAUAACAAGCUCCGUGAAUUAACACAAAACAUCAUUGGAGAUUUCAAAAAUUACGCUGGAAAAAGAGCUGAUUUAUCUCACCGAUGUAGCUCGAACUAUUAUGCGCCGUCGUGGAACACUCCUUUAGAGAACGCUCUUCUUUGGAUGGGUGGUUGUAGACCUUCUUCUUUCUUUAGGCUCGUUUAUGCUUUGUGUGGGUCCCAAACCGAGAUUCGUGUUACUCAGUUUCUCCGUAACAUCGACGGCUACGAUUAUUCAGGUAGUGGCGGCGCAUCACUCAGCGAUCUAACGGCGGAGCAACUAGCAAAGAUCAACGUGUUGCAUGUAAAAAUCAUAGACGAAGAAGAGAAGAUGACAAAGAAAGUUUCGAGCCUGCAAGAAGACGCGGCGGAUAUCCCCAUCUCCACCGUGGCUUACGCAGAGGAGCACGUGGGAGAGCCUAACGCAAUGGUGGAUCAAGCUCUCGACAAGCAGGAAGAAGCUAUGGCCACUUUAUUGGCCGAGGCCGAUAAUCUGAGGGUAGAUACUUUGACCAAGAUCAUAGAGAUUCUGACGCUAGUGCAAGCGGGGGAUUUUUUUAUGGCCGGAAAAAAGCUUCAUCUUUCAAUGCAUCAGUGGGGAGCGUUAAGAGAUCGGCGCCGUCGUGAAUGCAUAAUUGACGCUGGAAACGAUGCCGGAGGAGAGGAGGAGAAGUAGUCGUGUCUAUAGUAGAGAUGGUAUUAUAUUAUAGAGUGACAGUACUACGAUGCAUGUACAACUUUGAGUAAUGGCACACUGGGACGACAAAUAGUUAGAGAAAUUGAUAUUGGUGUGUUAACCUGGCAGUAAUAUAUAUGUUGUCUCUCGACAAGUCAGAUAGGAUAAGAUUCCAUUAGCUUUUUAUAUUCUAAAUAGAUUUCUUCUUUAUUUUUUAUGGUGUGUUAGAUAAUAUAGCCAGAAAGAAAUUUGUUGGAGUGUCUAAUGCGAUGUAUACGGAUAAUUAAUAAAAACACUCGAGCCCGUGAAACAUGUCCCUCUUGACACUUGGUACCGUGACAUACACUUUAGUAUUUUUUGGUAAAACCUUGAAAAUACAAGUUUUUAAAUGAGAGAUAUCAUUUUGUUAUUCGAAAUUGAUUUUAGUUUUUAAUGAAUCUCGUUUUCAACAAUACCAAAGUGUGAAGCUCCCAUUUUUCGAUUCAAUCUUGGUUGAAGACGGGUGUGGUACCCUGAUCAUGGAAGAGUGCCUACUAAGGUCUACUAAACUCACAACAAGCACACAUCAGGUUUGGCUCCAGAAUUCUGAGAGAAAAGAAUCUAGAAAGAAAACUUAGAGAGAGUGAUCAUCUCACAUAAUUUUGAGCUUUACCCAUUGUCUUACUCACUUGUUUGCGAGCUUAUUUGUUUCCACCUCGUAUUUUUUCUUAGCUUUAAUAAAAUUAUCUGGGUAAGGUAUUGUUCGUUUGU